Molecule: messenger RNA, 1308 nt
Organism: Metarhizium album ARSEF 1941
Lineage: Eukaryota; Fungi; Ascomycota; Sordariomycetes; Hypocreales; Clavicipitaceae
Product: glycosyl transferase
Exons: 4
Coding region: 1-1308 (435 amino acids)
Biological process (GO): protein N-linked glycosylation
Cellular component (GO): mannan polymerase complex
Molecular function (GO): alpha-1,6-mannosyltransferase activity
Source: RefSeq, a predicted model, not a curated record
AUGCUCAUUUCGCCUCGUUUUCUGCGCCUACGCCCGCGCGUGCUGCUGCUCUCCGCCGUCGUCUUCUGCGCCAUUGCUUUUUCUGUUCUUUCCAGGACGCGCGGCCCGCGGUUCCUGAAUCAAGCGAGCAUUCGUCAGAGAUUUCCCCUGGCCUGGGAGCACAUUCAGCAGUUCAACCGCACUGCCGGUGGAGCCUGGUUCGUCCCCCCGUCAUGGCAGGGGAACCACCCCGAGCCAGCAAAUAUCCUCGACGCCGCCAAGUUCGCUUCCGAAGCCGCCAAGCUCAGUCCUCAGCGACAAGUGCCCUACUCGAAUAUCCCCCUUGUCGUCCAUCAAAAAUGGAACGACGUCGACUUGAGCAGAUUGAACAGCCAUCUUCUAGGAUACAUUGAACGAUGGCUCGAGUACUCUGUUUCCGCAAAUGAUACCUUUCGCGAGAUGGCGUAUUUUUUCUGGGCCGACGACGGCGUCGCCGCCUUGGUGAAGAGCUAUGAGCCUGAUUUUGUGCACGACUUUGAAACCAUGUUUUCGAGAGUGGAAAUGGUGGACAUUUUCAGGGUAUUGGUGUGCAAGUGGUUUGGUGGUAUUUACGGCGAUGUCGACACCGUGCCCCUCAAACACCCCGCCGACUGGAUCCAGAAGAAGGACAUCACGCCGUGGACCGACGACGAAACCGGCAAGACAUACGGCCAUGUAUUGCCCACGGGGGAUGAUGCCGAUGUCGAGCUUGCCAACACCAGGCCCGUCAACCUUCUCUGGGGGCUCGAGGCGGAUACGGACCCGAAUACCAAUCAGUUCUGGCGCAUGGGAUACACACAUCCUGUGCAGCUGACGAAUUGGGCCAUGGCAUCUGCCCGUCAGCAUCCCAUUCUGCACCGAUUCCUUGACGGCUUGAAGGAGAAGCUGGCCCGGGAGAAGCAAGCUGCGUUGCAACAGACAGGCAACGGCGAGAAACCCGAGGUACACGAUCCCCUGACGCGCACCGGCCCGGCCGCCGUGACGGAAGCCACCAUUGUUUGGCUCAAGAAGCAAGUCGGACUGCGGUGGAACGCAAUGACGGGUCUCAAAGACGGGGGGCGGUCCAAGUUGGCGUCGGAUGUUCUUGUUUUGCCCAUUACUGGCUUCAGCCCUGGACGUGGCAGUUUCGGCAACAUGGGCUCCAAGCCAUAUACCGACCCCGACGCCCGCCUUGCCCACCACGCCAUGGGAUCGUGGCACAAGUUUGAUGCUCGUGUCGAAUACGGCAAGUUUUGUCGCACCUUUUUCGGCAUGUGCAAAGACUGGAGCAAGAUGCCGUCGUGGAAGUAG